Messenger RNA from Cylindrotheca closterium, 486 nucleotides. The record is from the annotation of a GenBank genome assembly. NCBI's taxonomy places the organism in Eukaryota, Bacillariophyta, Bacillariophyceae, Bacillariales, Bacillariaceae.
AUGAGUCCUACAAUACUCCUAUUACCCCAGUUGGUAUUGACUUAUGCUGCCUUGAAGAAACAAAGACCCAGUUCCUCGCUAACUUUCAGUGAAGUCAAUGACACCCUGAAAGAAUUGUCCUCUCCACCAAGCUCUCCGACCAAUUUAUCAAGUUCAUCUUCCAGUCGAUCUGGACCUGAGGACCGCCCGUUCAAUCUACAAGUUCCUGAUCUACCCGUGUUCUCUGGUCGAACUGAACAGUGUCCAGGUUGGAAACGGAAGAUAAUGCCUGAGCUUGGCAAACAAGCUCUUUGGAACGUCCUUGACUCCGAUGAUUACCAUGCCAAGAACCCCCAAAUUUCUGAAGCAAUCUUUAGCGCAAUUGCUGCUGCUUUAUCUGAUGGGCUUGCAUCUCCCUUGAGCAAACAAUUGGAAUCUGCAAAAGAAUUCAACGCAAGAAAAUUGUAUCUUGUCCUUGAAAAGAGUUUUAAUACUCUUGCAAAUUGA